This is a messenger RNA of Rhodofomes roseus, 3110 nucleotides long. Its product is annotated as Adaptor protein complex AP-2 alpha subunit. The coding region runs from base 200 to 3019 and encodes 939 amino acids. Lineage: Eukaryota; Fungi; Basidiomycota; Agaricomycetes; Polyporales; Fomitopsidaceae. Gene Ontology annotation, molecular function: clathrin-cargo adaptor activity. Gene Ontology annotation, cellular component: AP-2 adaptor complex; membrane coat. The record is from RefSeq and is a predicted model, not a curated record. The transcript is spliced from 10 exons. Gene Ontology annotation, biological process: clathrin-dependent endocytosis; intracellular protein transport.
UGAUCGUAUGCGGGUUACAUGGGCGCUUGCACUCCAGACCACUUGGUCGCGCCCCUUACCGUUUCAUUCCCUCUGCACCCCGCCCGUCGUACGCGAAGCCAUUCGCUUGGCUUAGGACCCCUCUCAUUGCUACGGGCCUCAUCUCUGCACACAACAUCAGACCUGGGGACGGGCUCAGAGCCCGGGAGACACGAGCAAGAUGGCGACAAAUAUGCGUGGGCUCACGCAGUUCAUCGCGGAUAUUCGAGGAGCGAGAGUCCGCGAGCUCGAGGAGAAGAGGAUCAACAAGGAGAUGGCGAAUAUCAGGAAGAGGUUCAAAGACGGGAACUUGGAUGGCUACCAGAAGAAGAAAUAUGUCGCGAAGGUCAUCUUCACGUACAUCCUUGGGUACAAGGUCGACGUCGGCCAUAUGGAAGCUGUCAACCUCAUCUCGAGUACGAAAUACAGCGAGAAACAGAUUGGCUACCUUGCAGUCACCCUCCUGAUGCACGAGAACUCCGACUUCCUACGACUUGUUGUGAACUCCAUCCGCAAAGAUCUGAACGACAACAACGAGAUCAGCAAUUGUCUAGCACUACAUGCAAUUGCAAAUGUUGGUGGUCAAGAGAUGGCGGAAGCGUUGGCAGAGGACGUACAUCGCUUGUUGAUUUCGCCGACAUCACCAACCUUCGUGAGGAAGAAGGCUGCAUUGACAUUGCUGAGGUUGUACCGGAAACAUCCAGAUGUCAUACCCGCCGCGGAGUGGGCCCUACGGAUAGUGUCAUUGAUGGACGACGGAGACUUGGGCGUAGUGGUAUGUGUCACCAGCUUGGUCAUGGCGAUGGCGCAAGACCAUCUUGAUGCGUACGCGGUGUGUUAUACCAAGGCCGUUGACAGGCUCAAUAAGCUCGUCAUUGAGCAUGAAUACAGCGCAGCAUAUGCGUAUUACAAAGUGCCAUCGCCUUGGCUCCAGGUCAAGCUACUGCGACUGCUGCAAUAUUACCCCCCGUCAGAGGAUCCGACAAUACGAACUGUCAUGUAUAAGGUCCUCGAGACGAUCAUGAACAACUGUGCCGAGCCAUCGCGCAACGUACAACACAACAACGCUCAGCACGCCGUCCUCUUCGAGGCCAUCAGUCUCGCCAUCCAGCUGGACACCAACUCACCGCUAGUCAACACAGCUGCUAUCCUCCUCGCACGUUUCAUCAGCUCAAAGGAGACGAACGUUCGUUACCUUGGGUUGGACACAAUGGCACAACUCGCAGCACGCACAGAGAACCUCGAUGCUAUCAAGAAGCACCAAGGAACGAUCAUUCUAUCUCUGCGGGACAAAGACAUCUCAGUCCGACGUCGUGCGCUCGACUUGCUAUACAGCAUGUGCGACACGGAGAACAGCGAGCUCAUCGUCGGUGAGCUCCUGCGGUACCUCAAAAUCGCGGAUUACGGCCUGCGCGAGGAGAUGGUGCUGAAGAUCGCAAUUCUAACGGAGAAGUACGCGGGCACUUACAAGUGGUAUGUCGACACCAUCUUGGAACUUCUCAGUGCCGCAGGGGACCAUGUGGGCGAGGAAGUGUGGUAUCGUGUCGUCCAGAUCGUGACGAACACGGAGGAUCUGCAAGCAUACGCGGCGAAGGUAGUGUUCGAGUACUUGCGCUCGCCCUCAUCACAUGAGAGCCUGGUGAAAGUUGGUGGAUACAUCCUCGGCGAAUACGGCCACCUAAUCGCCAACGAGCCCGGGUACAACCCAAUCGAGCAGUUCCAGGUCCUCCAUUCAAAGUCGCAAUUUUGCGCGGCUCCCACUCGCGCUCUCCUCCUAUCAACGUACAUCAAAUGGGUGAACGUCUUCCCCGAGAUCAAGCCGCAACUGGUGAACGUGUUCGAGCGAUAUCGCCACGUGCUCGACGUCGACCUUCAGCAACGCGCAUGCGAGUUCUACGCACUUGCAUCUCGCCCGGAAGACGACGAGCUGCUGCAGAAUGUCUGCGAGGAGAUCCCGCCCUUCCCGCCGCGAGAGAGCGCGCUGAUUGGCAGGCUCAAGACCAAGGGUGGAGACAAAUCUGAUACGCCUUUGGAGCGCGUAUCGACGAAGAAGAUGGCCAAGAAGCCAACGUUCCCCCAGCCAAAUGGCAAUGGAACUGCGGCCAAUGGCAAUGCGAACGACAUAACGAGUUCGCUCAUGGGUCUGGAGAUCACAUCUUCGUCAAACGCACAAUCACCAUCGUCACAGCCCGACCCAUCGCAAACACUUACUGCCCUGGCGGAGAAGGGGAUAUCGAUGUUGACGGUAGGCCCCAACGUCGAGCGCUGGUUCGACAAACUGCUUUACAGCACCGAGGGCGUGCUCUACGAGGACGUGCAGAUCCAGAUCGGCAUUAAGUCGCGGUACCACGGGCACCUUGGCCAGCUCGCGAUCUACAUGGGCAACAAGAUCUCCGCGCCGUUCACUUCGUUCACCGCGACGCUGCACGUCGACGACCCAGACGCGCUCUCCGCGACAUUCGCCAAGAUCGCGCCAAGUACGAUCGCGCCGCGCACGCAGUCGCAGCAGCUCGUGCACGUCGAAUGCAAGAAGCCGUUCACGAAGCCGCCCACCCUGAGCGUGUCGUACCUCGCGGGCGCACACCAGACGAUCGCGGUGCGGCUCCCGAUCGUGUUGACGAAGUUCUUGGAGCAUGUCAAACUGGGGCAGGCGGACUUCUUCGAGCGAUGGCGAUUGAUCGGCGGGCCGCCUCGAGAAGCCCAGCAGAUAUUCCCGAUCACCCUCGACGAGUCAGGCCACGUCGACCGCACCAAGCAGCGCCAGGUCGUCUCCGGCUUCAAUCUGAACGUCCUCGACGGUAUCGACCCCAAUCCCAACAACAUCGUGGCCGCCGGCAUCUUACACAUGUCGAACGACGGGAAGGUGGGCUGCUUGAUGAGAUUGGAGCCGAAUCCAGAAGCCAAGCUCUGUCGAAUCACGGUGCGGAGCACGUCUGAGGACGUUGCGGCGGAGGCCAUGAAGCUCGUCAUGAAGCCCCUCAACGCGGACUCACUGUCAUGACACUUGCAUACUGCGCUCUGCUCUCCUUGAUAUCCUUUCGUUCGUGAUGAUUUACGGAUUCUACAUAGUGCGUGUAUUGCUAUACUGACGA